Molecule: messenger RNA, 1137 nt
Organism: Candidozyma duobushaemuli
Lineage: Eukaryota; Fungi; Ascomycota; Pichiomycetes; Serinales; Metschnikowiaceae
Gene: SCS7
Product: fatty acid alpha-hydroxylase
Exons: 1
Coding region: 1-1137 (378 amino acids)
Biological process (GO): lipid biosynthetic process; fatty acid metabolic process
Cellular component (GO): endoplasmic reticulum; membrane
Molecular function (GO): iron ion binding; fatty acid 2-hydroxylase activity; heme binding
Source: RefSeq, a predicted model, not a curated record
AUGGCCAGAACUUUGCCUCUUCUUUCGGCUAGAGAGAUCUCCAAGCACUCCUCGGAAAAGGAUUGCUGGGUGACUCUCUAUAACAGAAAGGUGUACAACAUCACGGGAUUCCUUGAUGAACAUCCGGCUGGUGCUGAAAUCGUCAUGCCGUACGCGGGCAAGGACGUGACGGAGAUUAUGGCCGAUACCAUCUCUCACGAACACUCCGAAAGCGCAUAUGAGAUGCUUGACGACGACAUGUUGAUCGGCUACAUGGCUACACCCGAGGAAGAACGUGAGUUGGUCAACAACAAGAAGAAGGUGCCUGUUGAUGUCAGACUCACGGACGAGGCCCAGGCCGAGAUCGACUUGUACGAGUUUCACGAUGAGUUGCCUGCUCUUGAUAUGUUGUCGGUUCAAACAGACUUUGACGAGGAUGCGAAGAAACACAAGUUCCUCGACUUGAAGAAGCCUUUGAUCCCACAGAUGCUUCGCAGUACCUUUUCCAAGGAGUUCUACUUGGAUCAGGUACACAGACCCAGACAUUUCGGUAAAGGUUCUGCACCACUCUUUGGCAACUUUUUGGAGCCUCUCUCGUUAACGCCCUGGUGGGUGGUGCCUUUGGUAUGGCUCCCCCCUAACAUGGUCCUUUUCUACAUCGGUUUCGUGAACCAGAGUAAACUCACAGCCUUGAGUUUGUGGGUCAUGGGCUUGUUCGUGUGGACCUUGGUGGAAUACUGCUUGCAUCGCUUCUUGUUCCACUUGGACCAAUACUUGCCAGACAACAAGUACUUCUUGACCCUCCACUUUCUUUUACAUGGUGUACACCACUACUUGCCAAUGGACAGAUACAGAUUAGUCUUGCCACCCACAUUGUUUGUCGUUUUGGCUUAUCCAUUCUAUCGCGUCAUCUUCAAGCUCUUCCCCUUCUACAUGGCCUGUUCGGGCUUUGCGGGUGGAACUUUGGGCUACAUUAUGUACGACGUGACACACUACGUCUUGCAUCACACCAACUUGCCCAAAUUCUUCCAGGAGUUGAAGACUUACCACUUGGAGCACCACUACAAGAACUACGAAAUGGGCUUUGGUGUUACAAGCAGAUUCUGGGAUGUCAUUUUUGGCACCGAAAUUACUUCGACGUUCCAAAAGAGAUCGUAA